AUGCUUUUAUCACUAGCGGACUUUAUUGGUGUAUCGAAAGCUUCAGCCAGCCGAAUUGUGCAUCAUGUAUCUCGGGCUAUAGCUGGCUUAUACCCUCAAUAUGUGAAGACAUUAAGCAAUACCCAGAAUGCCUUUCAUGAAAUCGCAGGAUUUCCAAGAAUUCUUGGCGCAAUUGACUGCACGCAUGUUCCCAUACAGUCACCUGAUUCAAAUAUAGGAGAAGAAUUCAGAAAUAGAAAAGGCAUAUUUUCAAUGAAUGUCCAAGGAGUCUGUAAUGCAGACUUGUUAUUUAUGAAUGUUGUUGCCCGUAGGCCUGGGUCUGCUCAUGAUGCUACUAUAUUUAACAACUCUACGCUAAAAAGUAAUGCAAUGUGA
Molecule: messenger RNA, 375 nt
Organism: Parnassius apollo (apollo)
Lineage: Eukaryota; Metazoa; Arthropoda; Insecta; Lepidoptera; Papilionidae
Source: the annotation of a GenBank genome assembly